AUGGUCAAAUUCUUGAAACCUGGAAAAGUAGCGAUUAUACUUUCCGGUCGAUUUGCUGGCAAAAAAGUGGUAAUCGUGAAGAAUUACGACGAAGGCACUAAAGAGCGACAAUAUGGACACGCUAUUGUCGUGGGGAUUGAAAGAUAUCCGGCAAAGGUGACAAAACGAAUGGGGCCCAAGCGUAUCGCCAAAAGGUCACGAGUUAAGCCUUUCAUCAAGAUCAUAAACUAUAAUCACCUUAUGCCUACCAGAUAUGUAUUCGAGUUGGACGAUAUCAAACAGCUCGUAACUCCUGAAGUCUUCAAGGAGCCUACUCAACGAGAGACGGCCAAGAAAGCAUUGAGAAAAUCCUUAAAAGAAAAAUAUACAUCGGGAAAGAAUAGGUGGUUCUUCGAUAAACUUCGAUUCUAA
Acaulospora morrowiae is the source of this 411-nucleotide messenger RNA. NCBI's taxonomy places the organism in Eukaryota, Fungi, Glomeromycota, Glomeromycetes, Diversisporales, Acaulosporaceae. The record is from the annotation of a GenBank genome assembly.